ACUUAAUGGUAAUAUCAUAGGGUCUCAUGCUUUAAGAAGCUCUAGCAUCGCUUUCAACCUAGCUCUGGUGAUACUCACGUUCGUUGGCCUCCGGACGGAGACCUGAGUCUCAACCUGCCCGAAGUAGGCAGAUCGAGCAAGCAUGGCCAAGCACAUUAUUUUACGUAUGCCUUUUCGAGGAUCGAAGCACAAUUUUAUCGAAAAUAAAGGCUGGUAGUCUACGAAUAUUGUCUGCUGUCCUCCCGGUUGCAAAAACGCGCAAUUUCUCCGCACAAAGAUUACAGGCAUCCUUGGUCCUUUGUUAUUGGCAGUUGGCCAUUGUAACUCCUUCAUUCUAAUAAUGGCCAUCUUCAUAUACCUUCCAGACCUGGUUGUUUACAGUCUCCUCUUUUAUGCUCGCUUAUUUCAGACAAUCGGACGAGGUGGUAAAGUUGAAAAGACCAAGAUUUGGAGUCGUUCGACGAAACCGAAGCCCCAUAGCUAUACAUAGACUUUCUGGAAAUGUAGGAUUCCCUGAUCAGGUGCAGGAGUCAGACUCCCCGUCAUGAGUAUACACGGCUUGUCUUAUGAUACUUGUACAGCUCUCAGGGCAGAUUACCCGUAUGUGGGAACCUGCAAACCACUAUUUCUAAAUACUUAAGCAACACAUACCAAGCUAACACAAAUCCAAAGCAGUAGUUAAAACAUGCUGUACAACGAGACAUAAGAUAUACAAAACGCAAAGUACGCUGGCAGAAGUUCUAUCCCUCACGAAGCCGUCUACCAUCAUGGCAACCAUCUAAUUUUGACAUCGAAAGGAAAUGGUAUAUCCUCUUGCGUAUCUCUAAAACCAAAUCUACGCUGUAGAGUGGUAUCAUAUCGUCCUUGCGUUUCGGAGACACGCUCUCUCCCGUUUAUGUCGUGAUGCCAUCCAGACAAGUUCUUGCAAAAUAGAAGUACAUUUUAUGCGCCGGCAAAAGUAAUAAUAGUUGAUAUAAGGAUAUUUGGUAUGAAGAGGAAGACCGUGUGCGCCGUCCUACCAAGGGAGACAGGUCGGCAUAGGCGCAGAGGUAGGAAGGCUUCAGAAUCAACAUUUGAGCGGCUCUUUGGACGUGGUGGGAGAAGAAUUCAUUUGGGAAGAAUUCGAAUGGCAGGAUGCAUCUCCCGAGAGGUCCAUUACUGUCACAUCGUGGUGAAAUUGUGUUACUCAUCUGCCUUUCCCAAAGACUGCAUUGCGAUAUCAGCGGUCGAUCUCCUGCAGGUGCCUGGUUGUACAGUAUCGCAGACUUACAAGGGUCUGGAGGGGCGACAUCUGCCGGUUCAUCUGGAGCUUCGUCGUCGAAGGACAUGGUCGUGGAAGUCUCAAGUGGCUGAAAGGGGGAGUCUCGAAGUGCGAUGUCCUUUUCUACCCCUUUUGGCUCUGGCUAGGAGCAAGUAGAGUCGAGAUGACGAAGAAUGGCAAGCUCGCAGAAUGAUCCCAAGUAAGGAGAGAGAAGUAUUAAGAGUCACAGAUGGAAAGAAAAGAUGAAGAAAAGGGUCCGUUGGACGCGAGACGUCAGCUUCGCAGAUUUACAGAAGUUGACACGCUCACGUUCCCAAUACCGGGCUGCGAUCCGGGCGCCGCUGCCCUUACUGGCCUAGCGCAACUCAUCUGGAGAAGCAAUGAAAGUCCUUGCUAGGGUGGCCUCCUCGACAAUAACGUUAAAACAGCAACAGCAACAGCAACAAAAAUGUUUUCUCGCUGGAACGAGGCGGACCCGAAUGUUAUUUGGCUCUUGAAGCUGUCCAAUUCUUGCCCACUCACGAUGUGGAUCUUUGUCGGGUAGACUAAGGUAAUGGCCCACUUCCAUGCAGUCCCGUUGUGGGGAAGGCAAACUUCAUGUCUUGGCAUGCAUGAAGCCAUUCCAGGCUUAUCUAUUUUGCUCAUCGCCAUCACUUGCUCAUCCUCCUCGAUAUCCUGCGGACACCUAGAGAGUGUUUUCAAACGUUAAGGGAUUUACGGGUUUUAUCUGCGGAUGCCAUGUGUGUUAGAGCUGAAAGAAUGGAGCCGGCGAAAUUUGUCUCACAAGUUCUCUUCUAUACAUCUCGAGCUCUAUUUUGAUCAUUUACUGAACUGUGCUUCCUCGCAUCGUGGUUCAUCAUUGAGCUACAUUAGCAGCAUCUCUGCCACGUUGCGAAGUUACGAAGCCAUCGUGACUGACACGCUAGACAUGUGUUCCUAUUGGCCUCAUGAUCAUUCUGCAGCCUGCCCUGCCUCCAUUUGCUUGCUAAACCGCCCGGCUCGUUAAGAUGCUGCAUCCCGUCAUUGGGCAAACGCCUUCAAUUAGACGAAUCAAAUCAGCAAAGGGGAGGUUGCAGGUUGAUACCUUUGGUUGAGCGGUGUGGGAUGCUUCCUGACCGCCAUCAACGAUCCGCACUUAUCUCCAGAUUUGCGACAAUGAGUUUCUUCGUCGCCCCAUAAUCAUCUCCCGGUAAUCGUCCAGAAAUCAUCCGUGGUACGAACUCCCUAAGGUUUUAACUAUUUGCUCCUGCAUAUCUAUUCGUACUGAGGGGCGACUAUCGGGAAAUACUGUACCAAUACCAAAUCCGAGCUACCACAUCCUGUAGCACAGAACAAUGCCGGUUACUGGUACAACAUGUUCGAAUCAGAUUUGGGAACGGGGUAAUCGAAGAUACAGCCAAGAUUAUAUCAGCCUAGUCACGACUGAGCUUCUUCAAGCUGGCCAACUGAUGUGGAGCCAGAGUCCUAGGUUGUACAUCAUUCUUCAAGCAAUCGGUAGCCUGUCUCUGCUUGACAAACUCAACGAAGAAGGAGUCAGUGACCUGUGGCUUCCAAUUAUUUCUGAGUCAAUACUUGAAUUCCUCAUUCCGAAAGACAUACGACCUCAAUUUGUCCAGGCUCAGCGUCUCGUUUGUGCUCACCCCAAAGAGUUCCAUCUCGGGUACGCAAGCAGCCAUGGUCACUUUGCGCCCGAAAGUCACCCUCCAUUUCAACGUCGCCGACACAUCGGAAGUGGCAGUCUAGGGGACGUUGAUGAAGUAUUGAGCCUCACGGAUGGUCAGAUAUAUGCCAGGAAAAGUGUUCGACGUACAAGUUGUGUCUCGAUCAAUAGGAGUCGCGUCCAGGCAUUUCAGCGCGAACUACAUGCAUUGAGUCGAAUCAGGCAUAGACAUUGCGUGAAAAUUGUAAGGGCUUAUACUACCUCACGUGUCUUAGCUAUUGUCAUGUCUCCGAUGGCUGAUUCUGACCUUCGAAAAUAUCUUGUCCAUGCUGGCCUCUAUCCUCAAGCCAGAGUGCUGUCUCCAGUUAGAGAUUGGUUCGGAUGUCUGGCUACAGCUGUUUGCUAUCUGCAUUUGAAUCGGAUUCGACAUCGUGAUAUUAAACCGGAAAAUAUUUUGGUGCAUAAUCAACAAGUUUUGCUCGUUGAUUUCGGACUUGCUUGUGACUGGAAAGAUGCCAAGAGCUCUACCACAUCAACCUCAUGUACUUUCACUCGACUAUACGCAGCUCCUGAGGUCAUACUGAGCAAGAAACGCAACUCUUCUUCAGACAUAUGGAGCCUUGGGUGCGUGUACUUCGAGAUGGCCACUGUACUCAAGAGGAAGCGUGUUUCGGAAUUACGAGACUUCUUCAUCAAGCGAUCCGACAAUUCACACUUCUACAACAACGAGCCCGGGAUCGGUGCUUGGAUCAUUGAAAUGUCCAAUUUAUCAAAUAUUGAUAAUGCACCAUUCUUUUGGGCUAGUAAGAUGCUCCAGGUGGAUCGAAACGAGAGACCGUCAGCAUCCACUUUGGUGAACCUCAUCGAAACUCAUAUUCCCGCGACUGAAUCUGACAUUUACAUGGGAAAAUGCUGCCGAAUUCUUAACCAGAAUCUCCUCACAAGCUCUGCCUGCAGGAGUUGUGGCCAAGACGUGGCGAGCAGUGAUUCUCGCAUUGUUGGAUUAUGCCCUCAGUGCAAAAAUGUUCAUAGCUCUCGCGCUUUGAGUCAUGGUCUUCUUUUCACUCCCGGAAGCUGGCCUAUGCCAAACAUCGUGGCUGCGUUCUUUCCGAAUUUCAUGACCCAACAUCUUACUAGCGAUUAUCUACACGAUUUCACGAAAUCGAUCGUGUCGAAUGGUCUCUGGGAAUCCCUGGAUAUGACCGCCAAACUAUCUUGUAUUCCAGACCUACCCCUUGUUCUUACUCUCCGGAGAUUUUCGCCUACGCGCGACCUUAUGUCGCUCCAGAGAGAUCCAGGUACAAGAAUAGACUUCAGAAGUCCUUUACCUCUUGGCGUGCAUGACUUCGGUACCCAAGACAUGGCCGAGAAUCUCAACAAUUACCUUGAUGGCAUUGUGGAGAAUCAUCUAGACUCCAAAUGUAUAUCCUUUCUUCUACAGUUCCGCCACCGCGAUCAUUCAAGCCGAGUUUUGUACCAGAUAUUCUCAUGGUUUCAGGAGCAUAAAAACCACAUGCCAAACUGCGAGGUUAUUCUUAUGAAAAGUGCUAUCAAGCUCAUUGCCAUAUACAGGAUCAUCAUGCAAGCCCUACUGCUGGACGAGUUGCCCGAUUCCUUUGGGGAAAGUACAUUCGUUGAUCGCACCGGCCCGCAAGUGUACAGCGAUAGGCGGCGCCAAUCUCCAUUGCUCCUCAAUCUUCAAGUGAAAGUUGCCCUCCAUAACUUACAAUCCAGGAUAUUGAAGCAAGUGCUCACUGGGCUCACAAAGCUUAUGGAGUCUCGAAAAUCAUGGCCUUCCUGCCUCUUCAUCUCAAUAUGCCUAGCUUUCGUCAUCGAGCGCAUCGAUAUCGCAAGCACCGAACACCAGCAACUCCGUGCGCGGUCAACAAGGCCUGAAGACGACAAAGCCGAAAUGCUCAGAGAUGCUAAUGAUUGCAGCCACGGUGUGGGAAACAUGGUGUUUUGUCGUAUCUAUCAAUCUAUGAGCGCGAACAUGCGGAGUAAGAGAGUCGUUCGGACUUCGAUAGGGUCGGCAUUAGUCCAUAAACUUGGCGAUAUACGGAAGUUACUUGAUCUUGAGAAUACUCAGAGUGAAACAACCGGACCUCAAUACUCGUCCCGACUUGUUCUUUCUUUACUGGACCUAUUGGAUCACUUAUAGAGGGGGCCUUUCUUUUCUCGGCUGUUCAAGUCGUGAAUAUAUGUACAUAGCAAAUAGUAAAUGUAAUAUCUAGUACCGAUGACCUA
Cadophora gregata is the source of this 5168-nucleotide messenger RNA. RefSeq lists its product as uncharacterized. The record is from RefSeq and is a predicted model, not a curated record. The transcript is spliced from 7 exons. Gene Ontology annotation, biological process: protein phosphorylation. Bases 2596 to 5082 code for a protein of 828 amino acids. NCBI's taxonomy places the organism in Eukaryota, Fungi, Ascomycota, Leotiomycetes, Helotiales, Ploettnerulaceae. Gene Ontology annotation, molecular function: protein kinase activity; ATP binding.